AUGUUGAUGCUGUCGAACUAUAAUACUGAAGCGGCAAAGCGCGAACUUGCCCAACGCAAACUUAUAAAUCGUUCAUGGAAUGCAAUGGAAAUCGUGGCUUUUAAGCAGGGACUGGCUACCUAUGGCAAACGAUUUCACAAAUUCCCAAAACGGGUGGUAGACAGGUCGGUGAAGGAAAUUGUCGACUUCUACUACAAUAAGAAAAAGAAGAACAAUUUCAAAAAGUAUAUUAAGCAUUUCUCGGAAGGUGAUAUCUCCGGGGACGACAGUACGGAUGAAAAUAAUGACGUGCCAGCAGUGGUGGAGAACGAACAGAACUGGUGCAGUAAUUGCGGGACAACUGGACAUCUGCUGACACUGCACGGUUUUUCCGGCAAAAUGCUUUGUUGCGACUGCUACUGUUAUUAUAGCACCAAAGCACGGCGCAUUUACGCACUGUUGAUAGCAUUUUAG
Molecule: messenger RNA, 453 nt
Organism: Gongylonema pulchrum
Lineage: Eukaryota; Metazoa; Nematoda; Chromadorea; Rhabditida; Gongylonematidae
Source: the annotation of a GenBank genome assembly